Messenger RNA from Rotaria sp. Silwood1, 522 nucleotides. The record is from the annotation of a GenBank genome assembly. Lineage: Eukaryota; Metazoa; Rotifera; Eurotatoria; Philodinida; Philodinidae.
AUGAAACAAUAUAUUAUUAUUAUUAUUAUUGGUAUAACUGCUCUUUUCAGUUCGGUUUAUUGUGCUUCUUCAGACAAUUGUACAAACCUAUCAAAUCAAGAUUGUCAAACAUGUUUGAGUCUUCAAAAGUGUGCUUAUUGUAAGAAUACCAAACUUUGUUUUCGAUAUGAUCCCGAAACUGCACUUGAACAGCGAUGUACCACAGCUGAUUUGCAAUGGCAAACGUGUGUUGGUAAUUUUCGAGUUUGGAUUAUUAUUGUUUCUGUUAUUGCUGGUAUUGUUUUACUUGCUAUAAUUAUUGCUAUUUGUUGUGUAUGUCGAAAAUGUAAACGUAUUUCUAUUCGAAGAGAAGAAAGAAGACAACAACGUGAUGAUCAACGAAUAGGAGAACGAAUGGAAGAACGACGAGCUGCAGCUGAAGUUCGAACCAAUGAACGAAAUCGUGUAGCUGAUCAAAUUCGUAUGAAAUAUGGUAUUCUUAAAGCGAAAGAAAAUGCUACUGAUUAUGCACGUAUGGAAUAA